This is a messenger RNA of Cyanistes caeruleus (blue tit), 1195 nucleotides long. The record is from RefSeq and is a predicted model, not a curated record. NCBI's taxonomy places the organism in Eukaryota, Metazoa, Chordata, Aves, Passeriformes, Paridae.
AUGAACCCGCGCCUCCGCAUCCUCCUCCUCCUGGCCGCCGCCGCUCUAUGCCAGGGUGCUCCGCUGGCCGGGGAGCUGCGCUGCCGCUGCCCGCGGACCGUGUCCGAGGUGAUAGCCACGACGAAGCAGGGCCAUAUGGUCUGCCUGAACCCCGCCGCAGCCUGGGUCAAGCUCCUGGUCACCAGGAUCCUCCGCAGUUCACCCAACAAGCUCUGAGGGAAGGAGGAUUUCGGAAUGAAGCUACCUGUUUGCCACCAGAUACCAGGAAACAGAUGCUAUGAGAACACAAUAGCUCAGCUCUCUGGUUUUGAUGAGUUUGUAGAUCAGAUGUUCUGUGUUUCGUUCCCUCUCCUCAUGUUUGUUAUUUCCUAAUCCUAUGUACGGUUUUAUUGACUGAGGUUAAGUGAUCGAACCCAUUUGAUAAGGCAGUGGGAGCUUUGCUGGACACCUCUCAGCAACAUCUCACAACUUGCUCCACCUUUGUGCAAGCUCCUUCUUGCCAAAUCCUAUUUGCCAAUAAGUUAUUUUAAAACUUAAGCAUUAAUAUCUGAGAAGAGGAUGGGCCCACCGUGAAGAUGAAUUUGCAAAUGUCUGCAGAGAGUGUGACAGGAGAGGUUUGAAUGGAUUGUGCCGGUGCUUGGGGGUAAUCCUUCUGUCAGGAAUAACAAGGGGGCUGUCUGGCACUUAACAUUUCAGUGCCUGUUCAGGAUUACAUGGGAAUAAAACCUGGUUCAAGAAAGAAUGUUUCGCCAAAUCUCUUUUUCCUACUCGGUCUCACCAGCCUUUAGUGCAGAAUGCACUGAACCCUUUUUUCACAGGACACCAUCCAAUGAAAUCACAAAUUUUGUCCCUGAAGUCUUCUGCCCCUAUUCAAUACUUAGAAGAGUUUAAUAAUUUCUAUGAAAUUGUGGGGGUUUGUGCCAUGCCUGGUUUGGUUUUUAACCGGUUCAUGUUGAGGUUGGUUAGUUGGUUUGUUUUUAAAUGAGUUUACAUUAAAGCAUUUGGUAUUUAUGUGCAAGAUCUAAAGGAACAGUAAAUGUUCUGGAGUGACUUAGACAUUUUGUGUCUACUUGUAUGACAUAGUGUCAUAACUCGUAAAGAAUAACUGAUUUUCAUUAUUCUGCUUUGGAAAAUUGUAUGUAAAGAGGUGGAUUUCUCCUGAUAAUGUAACAAAACAUAUGAUGCAAUAAAAUUU